Messenger RNA from Danaus chrysippus (African queen), 1365 nucleotides. NCBI's taxonomy places the organism in Eukaryota, Metazoa, Arthropoda, Insecta, Lepidoptera, Nymphalidae. The record is from the annotation of a GenBank genome assembly.
CUGCUUGUUGCGAGCAGUUUAUAUGCCAAGGAAGUAGAUACAAAAGCGAAGGUUUCAGAGCUCUUAGAGAAUGGUAUUAAAGAUGCUCCCGCUGGUAAGCCUGUCAAGAGAGGAAUCCUAUCUUCUGGAUAUUCCUUAGGCCUAUCCUCUGGUCUAUCUCAUGGAAUCGGUAUCGGUUCAGGAAUUGGAAUUGGUUCUGGAAUUGGUUCCGGAAUAGCCAUCGGCUCUGGAUACGGUUCAGGAAUCGCUAUCGGUUCCGGAAUCGGAUCUGGCGUGGCUAUCGGUUCUGGAAUAGGUUCAGGAGUAGGUAUCGGUUCUGGAAUUGGAAUCGGUUCUGGAAUUGGAAUCGGUUCCGGAAUUGGAAUUGGCGGAGGAAUCGGUGGCGGCGGAAUCGCAGUUGGUGGUGGCGGAAUCGCAGUUGGUGGUGGUGGUGUAGCAGUAGGCGCCGCCCCAGCUGUAGCUGUAGCAGCACCCGCAGUAGCUGUGGCCCCAGCUGCCGUGCAGACCUCCGUUGCCGUCGCACCUAACCCCGUCAUUCUCCGUCAAGAAGUACCCAGAUUUAUUACGAGAACCAUCACAAGAAACGUCCAAGUUCCCGUUCAGGUUCCAGUGCCUGUACCUGUCGACCGUCAAGUUCCAGUUCCCGUCAGGGUGCCAGUUCCCGUGGCUGUGGACAGACCGGUGCCAGUCAUCCACAAAGUACCAGUAGAAAUUACCAGACAAGUACCCGUAUAUUACGAGAGGAAGGUACCGGUGCCCGUAAGAGUACCAGUAUCCGUUCCCGUACCGUACCCCGUCACUGUUGAGAGACAGGUCCCAGUAGACCGGCCAGUCAUUAUUAACAGACAAGUGCCAGUGCCGCACCCAGUAUACGUUGACCGUCAAGUUAACGUGCCAGUGCCAGUACAAGUAGACAGGCCAGUGCCAGUACCCCAUCCAGUCGUCGUUGAUAGACCAGUAGCCGUGCCACAACCCGUAGUAGUUGAUAGGCCAGUAGCUGUUUCAUCGGGUGUUUCUGUGGGAUCUCUGGGAGGUGGUGUAGCGUUAGGUGGUGGUGUAGGCCUAGGAGGUGGUGUAGCUCUAGGAGGCGGUGUAGGUCUAGGAAGCGGUGUAGCUCUUGGCAGCGGUAUAGGUUUAGGCAGUGGCAUUUCAUACGGCAGCGGCGGUGGCAUUGCUUACGGAAGCGGCGCUGGUCUGUCUUUAGGAAGCGGCAUUUCUCUUGGACACGGAAGUCUUUCGCUCGGUGGAGGUAGCUUAUACAGCGGAGGACUUUCAUACGGCCACGGUUAUUCGUCCGGAAUCGUAUCCAGCAUCGGCCAUUCUGGCCUCUCCGGCGGAUACUCGAAAAUCAUCAGUAGCCACUAA